AUGAUUACUUCAUUGUCUGGGGCAACUAAGAGUUCCUUCCAGAUGACGACCUUCACCUCUACCCUCUUAGCCGUACAUUGUUCAGAGAGGGAGAUGCCCCUGGUGGACUUCCGAAAAAACUUUUACCCCAGCAAGGAUUUCAACAAGUUGCUGGACUUGCCUAUUAACCAGCGUAGGGCUCCUCUGCUUAUGAAUUUCAUCCCGACUUACAGAUCUCUUCUUCCCGAUGUCCCAAGAAAAAGCAAGAGCAAGUCUCCUCCAUCAGCUAUAACUCCACAAGCUGAGUCGUCAAGGCCUGACCAAGGAUCAACAUUUGAUCCUACGGAGCAGCCAUCUACCUCGGCUCCACAACUAAUCCCUCCAUCUCAACGCAAAUGCCGAUGUAGAACUGUCAUUGCCGCCGAGAUGGGUCGCAAGAAAGCUGUUGCAGACGACCUUCUGGCCGACAUCUCUAACACUGUCACUGCUCAACCUUUACCAUCCCAAUCCCAGCCGAAACCAAAGCCCAAAAGGCUAAAGAAAGCACAACCCAAGGCAACGGCGACUCAGAUCGACUCUGAGGACACCUUAUCGAUCUCUAAAAUUGCUGAGGUAGAAAAAAGUACCUCCGCAACCGAAAAAAGGCCUACCGAGGCCGCGCCUUCCGAAUUGACCAGGUCAAAGAGACUGAGGUCCGAAUCAGCAACAACCUCGAGCUCUCUGAAGUCUAAUGCCCCCUGGGCUCCCCCAAUUAUAAUUGAGGACAAGCUGGUUAGAGCUGGCGACAGCGCCGACGACAUUGAAGUCGGUGUUUCUCUCUCAACCGCCUUGCUUAUCCCCAAAGAUCUCAUUCGCAACGCCGAGAUGAGUGAGUAUGAAAACUUCGCUCUAAUGUUGCAGCACUCCGUCCAAGCGAUCCAACAUGGCCACUCCUUUACGAUGCAAGCCUUUGCCAUCAAGAAGGAGUUGGCCAAUAAGACUAGGGAGGCUGCUAGCUUGCAGAAGAUCAUCAACAAGGCUGUGACAAAGAUAAACACCUUGACAAAUCAGGCCGAGGUAGCCAAGAAGGCUCAGGACAAGGCCGAGGAAAAGACUGAUGUUGCAAAGGCCAUUGCCAAGGUCCUUGCGGCCGAGAAGAAAGAGGCUAAGGCAAAGAUGGUCGAGGCCCAAAAAGAGCUUCAAGAUGCCCUAGCCACAAAAGAGGCCGAGAUCAAAUUGGCGGACGAGAAGGCAUACGCUGAGGGGGCGACCGACAUCAAAGAAGAUUGCAAGAAACAAGUCAGACAUGCAUGCAACAAGGGCUAUACCCUUGGUUGGAUGGCUGCUUUGAAAGGGUUGGCCGUUCCCGAGGACUCGCCUCUCCGAGAAAACAAGCACAUCGUCCUACCAUUCCCGCCUACUCCAAGCCAAUCCGAGGACGAGGCUGAGUCCGAGAAGGAAGCUGAGGCUGAGAAGAACAAAGAGGCUUUUGGGACCAAUUCCCCAACUCUGAAUGAGCAAGUCUUGGACUUGACUCAGGGUAAGGAAAACGAGGUCUCAAAAGAAGCUACCCCUCAGAAGACAACAUCUGACGCACCUAUCAUCGAGAAGAGCAUCGACCAGAAUCUCCAAGAGAUUGAUGCUGAGCUUGCGGCUGAGAAGGCUGCCGAAAAGAGUUCUAAGAUGUCUUUCGAGCCCCAAACCGAUGCUGACGCCGAAUAG
This is a messenger RNA of Camellia sinensis, 1680 nucleotides long. The record is from RefSeq and is a predicted model, not a curated record. Lineage: Eukaryota; Viridiplantae; Streptophyta; Magnoliopsida; Ericales; Theaceae.